Guillardia theta CCMP2712 is the source of this 1872-nucleotide messenger RNA. RefSeq lists its product as hypothetical. The transcript is spliced from 15 exons. Lineage: Eukaryota; Cryptophyceae; Pyrenomonadales; Geminigeraceae. Bases 1 to 1872 code for a protein of 623 amino acids. The record is from RefSeq and is a predicted model, not a curated record.
AUGAGAAAAGAAGACAUCGCCAAACAGUAUGAAAUCCACAAGUUGGAGAUUGACUGGAAGGAUGACACCUGGAUCGCUUUCUUGACCUCUUGCUGCACCGUGUCCACCAUCCUGUCUGUCAUCGUCUUUUCAUUCAUUUCAUUCCGCGAUCCAGUUGCCGACGCACGUGUUGACUGCAUUCUGAUAUGGGAAACCAACGCCACCAACUACAACUACACCAAGUCUUUCUUCCCUGAGAUCAGCCACUAUCAAGGCACCAACAGAUUCUAUCUGUUCCUGAAGCAAAUCUGGCAGCUUGGGCAAGAGACGCGUCUGAGGUGUAAAAUAGGAUGGGCACUACUAGGGUUUGACGCUCUACUGGGCACCAUUAUCUUUAUGUCGAUGCUGUUCAGGACGCGAGCUGUCCUUGAGAAUAGGAGUGAUGUGGACUCCAUCUCAGGAGACCUCACCAAGUCGCUCACGGAGCUCAAGAUGAAGCACAAGAGGGUUCGAUACAGUUGUACUCUAUGCCCGCUGAGGGCCCAAGGAUGUAAGAGUGUUGCAGGGCUGGACCUCUUCCUUGACUUGGCUGUGCUAGUCAUGUGGGCGCAUGGGGGUCAUCGCUGGUGGUUUGUGCUGUCCCUCUUCUUUCAGAUCCUCUCUUGGCGAUUCUAUGUCGUAGCCUACUGGUGGUGGGCCUCGAAGGUGUCUGCUCCGCUCUCAGUUGGAAGAGGAAUGCUCCUGUGGCUCCCGGUCAUCGGUCCUUCAGUCGCCGCCUUCACUGCAGGGUUCGGAGCGCUUGAUAUUGACAAGUUCGGGUUCUGCCAUGGCGCAUCGUUAGCAGACAUGAUGAGCAUUGACGAGCAUGAGAGACUUGAAUUUCUCGACGACGUGGCACACAGGUCUUUGACUGCGGUGAAGAUCGUGAUCCAAGAGCUGACAAUUUGGAAUUUGUCACCAGAACUUUCAAGACUUUGCGAAAUUCAUGCGAGAAGGAAUAUCUGUGAACUCCCUAGCUGUCACGAAACGGGCGAAGCUCUGUGCAUGGCUGUAUUCACAGGCAACCUGGUCGCUGCUCGUGCCGCAUUGGCUUUGGGCGCGUCUCCUGACUAUGCGUCAAGUCGAGGAGCCUGGGCGAACAAUCGGGUUGACAUCGUGCAAGUCGAUGGGAAGAGGAAGGGAACGACCGUGCAGGUCAGGAAACGCCGAGCUUUCUUCGCGCUCGAGAUCGCGAUGAGGAAGAAGGACCUGGCCAUGGCUGGAUUGCUGCUGCAGAAUGGCGCCAAAGUUCCUAAGGAGGUGCUGAUGCAGUUCCGAGGGGACAGAGUCGUCAUGGAGUUCUUCGAGGCCAUGCAGAAAGGCACGACGACGAACCAGGGGGCUGACAAUGUCGAGGAAGGAAAUGUAGAGCCCCUGCACGACAGAGUUGAGCUAGCGCAGCAGGAGCAGGACACGCAGAUCGCGACCCAUCCAGCUCCGCCUCCUCCCCAAUUCAGCGGGGACGAGAAGACUAACAACCGGGAGAUGGGGGGCCUGCUGGGAUUCUUGCAGCAGCGGCAGCGGCAGAGGGAGCAGAUGCAGAUGCUGGGGGUGAGGAGAGUGAGACAGAACUCCGUGACCUGGACGCGAGACAAGCUUGCACGGGGAGCCAAAGCUGUCUUCGACUUCAGCAGAAGACACUCCUUGCGUACUGCUUCUUCAGGACGACAUCAGAACCGCACGAGUCCAGAUGAGAUGUCGGAGAUCAUGGAGACAGGCGACGAGGAAGGGCAGAGACAGCAGAGAGAUCGACCACAGGAAAAAGGCAAGAACAAAGCGCCGCUCAGACUCACUGGAGGAGGCACGCAGGAACGAUAUCUUCCUCAAGCGUGGGUAUCAGAGUUUGACUCAUGA